AUGGUUCUCCUCAUGGUGACUACUGCAAAGGCACGUCCUUGUAGGGCAUUUAUAAUUACCUCUUACUCCAUCGACGACACUUCCUCAAAUACCAUCAUCAGCAUCACUAAGAUCCAGUCCUUCAUCCCUCUUAAUAUCAUCGAAAACCCCCCCUCCGACCUCUUCUACCUUUCAGAACUCGAGCGUAUCAUCCCAUGUGUCCCCCUAGGAUUAUACUCUGUUUACCACUACUCUUCCCUUUAUGAUCGUGCCAAGGACGUCGGUAACGUUGCCCUAGCUCUCUUCCUCGCCGUUGUUUGUGGCGUCAUAAACACCUUAAACAUGUAUUUUAUUAAUUUGUCUUGUUACAAUCUCCAAGUAGAGGAGAGAAAUUAUUAUCAUCGAAGUAUGGAGCGUCUGUGGAACGAAUUGAAAAGCAGAAGUCAUGGUUGA
Messenger RNA from Cajanus cajan (pigeon pea), 432 nucleotides. The record is from RefSeq and is a predicted model, not a curated record. Lineage: Eukaryota; Viridiplantae; Streptophyta; Magnoliopsida; Fabales; Fabaceae.